AUGUCCUGUUUGUCCGCCAUUGAUUCACAGAUCGUCACCCUGCUCUCUGUCCCCGACGAGAUCCUCUUCCUCCAACACAAAGUCUUUCGAGAGUAUGCCAAGAUCGCUGUUGGACCGGACUUCAUCCACACUCUGCCGUCUUUUUUCAUUUUAACAUCGAUGGCCAUCGUUCUAUGGAGAAAUCCUCCAUCCUGCCACGCACUGGAACAAGCUCUAGCCGUGACGAUGCUGUACAAGUCCCUUCAGCUGAUGGUCAGCUGGGUCGUCGUCAUCGCUGUUUUAUGGUUCUGGCUGAUGAUGCAGAGGCUGCUCUACUGCUGCAUCUGGACGAGUUGGAACAGUGAAUCACAGUGGCGUGACGUUUCUUACCAGUGGUGGGAACAAGUUUGGUCCUCCUAUUAUCCCCGACCACUGGAACCCCCGGUAAUGUCAGCUGGACUUAUCAGUUGGCUCAUCUCGAUGUUGAUCGCCUCGACUGCCCUAGGCUGUGCACUUUCUACGAAUCGAGUGUGCAAUUUUAUCGCGGAAUCUUUAACUGCAGCAAGGGAUGCACUCGUGGUGGUGAAGUGUUACGCGAAUUCUUACUUCAAGAGAAUCCUCACCUGGAUACUGCAGCCGUACUGGCCGCCAGAAGAGGAGCACUUGAUAGCCGAGAAGAAGAGCAACGUACCCCCGAACGACAGCGAGGCGAGUUCGAUUUGCGACGAGUGUCGAUCGGAGAUCUCCAGCGAUCCAGUUCCGCAGCCACGAAGAGAGGUGCAUCCGAUCUCCUACGGCACCAACUGGUUGCCGAAAGCAAAUUUCACCGGCUACAAGGACGCCCAGAGAAAAGUGUCGAUGAAGUCGAUGCACACGGUGGCAGCGGUGAACAACAUCCAAGAUCCUGAGGAUCUGCUGCUGCGAGAGAUGCGUUACAAACGCGGUUGUCACACGGUGAUACCGAGCAAUUCGAGCGAUCAAUCGAGCGGAUGUUGA
Molecule: messenger RNA, 975 nt
Organism: Habropoda laboriosa
Lineage: Eukaryota; Metazoa; Arthropoda; Insecta; Hymenoptera; Apidae
Exons: 4
Coding region: 1-975 (324 amino acids)
Source: RefSeq, a predicted model, not a curated record